Lotus japonicus is the source of this 1804-nucleotide messenger RNA. Its product is annotated as probable serine/threonine-protein kinase PIX13. Gene Ontology annotation, biological process: protein phosphorylation. The transcript has 6 exons. Gene Ontology annotation, molecular function: ATP binding; protein kinase activity. NCBI's taxonomy places the organism in Eukaryota, Viridiplantae, Streptophyta, Magnoliopsida, Fabales, Fabaceae. The record is from RefSeq and is a predicted model, not a curated record. The coding region runs from base 202 to 1440 and encodes 412 amino acids.
AGUUAACAGAAGCAAGCUGUUGAAUACAACUAAAAAGACAAAGACACUUCUCUUCUCAUCAUCCUCUCUCUCUCUCUCUCUCCUUUCUUCUCUUCUGGUCCCUCAACACAGCAUCACCAACAACAGCAACAGCAUCAGCAUCACCAACCAUUUUUCUCUUCCAAUUUCAGUGAAACAUAGAGAGAGAGAGCUUGUAAUUUGAUGGGUCACUGCUUUUCCUCUCUCUCACGCUCUGCACCUGCAUCUUCUUCCUUCAACAAGCCUCAAUACUCAGGUUCAGCUUCAGCGAGCACUGACAGCAAGAACGUGGGGUUCUCCACCACAACGAGCACUUUUGGGAAGAGCCAGUUCUCGGAGAUAGCGAGUGGAAGCAGCAGCUUUGGCGGUGGAGAAUCAGGGUCUCUUCCUCAUCUUUCACUGUAUGGCCAGAUUUUGGAUAGGCCAAAUUUGAAGGAGUUCAGUUUCUCUGACUUGAAAUCUGCCACCAAGAGCUUCAAAUCCGACACGUUGGGUGAAGGUGGGUUUGGGAGAGUUUACAAGGGUUGGUUGGAUGAGAAGACGCUUGCACCGGCCAAAGCAGGCUCUGGAAUGGUGGUUGCUAUUAAGAAAUUGAACCCUGAAAGCACACAAGGGUUUCAAGAAUGGCAGUCAGAAAUCAACUUUCUAGGGAGGCUUUCUCACCCCAAUUUGGUUAAGUUAUUGGGUUACUGUUGGGAGGAUGACAACCUUCUUCUUGUGUAUGAGUUUAUGCCAAAGGGAAGCUUGGAAAAUCAUCUAUUCAGAAGAAAUCCAAAGAUAGAACCACUUUCUUGGAACACCCGAAUUAAAAUAGCUAUUGGUGCCGCUCGGGGCUUGGCUUUCUUGCACACUUCUGAAAAAGUCAUCUAUAGAGAUUUCAAGGCCUCAAAUAUACUGCUCGAUGGGGAUUACAAUGCAAAAAUCUCAGAUUUUGGCUUGGCUAAAUUGGGGCCGGCUGGGGGACAAUCCCAUGUAACUACCAGGGUAAUGGGCACGUAUGGUUAUGCUGCUCCGGAAUACAUCGCAACUGGGCACUUGUAUGUGAAGAGCGAUGUGUACGGGUUCGGUGUGGUGCUGCUUGAAAUUCUCACAGGCAUGCGAGCACUGGAUACUACUAGAAGACCAACAGGGCAACAGAACCUGGUUGAAUGGGUAAAGCCAACCUAUCUCUCCAACAAAAAUAAGUUGAAAACCAUUAUGGAUGCUAAGAUACAGCGCCAAUAUUCACCAAAGGCUGCAUUCCAAACAGCACAGCUUAUUCUAAAGUGCCUUGAAAAUGACCCUAAACAUCGUCCUUCUAUGAAAGAUGUGCUUGACACAUUGGAAGCCAUUGAAGCUAUUAAGGUCAAGUCUAAGGAACCCAAGAAUUCCCAUUCUCAGCAACCUCCAAUUCAUGCCCGACACAGAGUUGUAAAAGUAUAACAUUUUUAAGAAAAUACAAUGUAAACUAAGGUCAAAUAGUAAACAUAGGUUGGAUCAGUGACUUAAUAGAUAUGAUUCUUUUUCCCUUUUAUCUUGUUUCGAUUGGAGAAGCCUUUUUACUACUCUAUGAUAUUUAUUUGUUGAAUUAUUCACAUUUUUACAUAGUUGGUAAUGUAUUAAGAAAGCAUACAGUUUUUUGUUUUAACAUGUUGUACUGUUAUUGGGCUUACAGCCUUUGUAGUCUUGCGGGCUUACCGAAUUUGUAUUAUUGGGUCAGGCGACCCAUGACCCAAACGGGUCAAAACCUUAUAAUAUAUAAAGAGGACACCGCCCAUGCGGUGGGGGAUCCAACACUUUUUACUCA